AUGAUGAAAACAUCAGAGUAUAACAAACCUCGGAGCAUCGCACAUACUCCGAAGGUAUACUACAAGACCACCAGGCGCCUGUCUAUUCACAAGCAAAGACCUCCCCAGGACCACACGCAUUCAAGAAAGAGGAGAGGCCAGGCAGGAUCCUUCAGCCAAACAACUAAAACAAAACAGAAGGACACAGGCGACGAUGGUGCUCCAAGAAGUUCUAAGGCUUGUGAUUUACAAGACAUGUUCAUCACGCGAGGAGUAUACACUCGCCGCACGAAAAUCAAACAAGAAUCUUUUCGGGGAGUUUUAAUGUAUACAAUUUGUCUCACUUCAUCUCCGGCGAGGCGUUCCUCUUCCUCCUCCUCCUCCCCGGUUCUCCCCGCUGAAGGGUCUUUGUUUACUCUGGCCCGACUGGAGUUUGCUAUUUCUAUUCCCAUUCGGACCUCAGGGAAAAUUCGGAGUUCUUACAUGGGGAAGGGGUUAGGGGAGAGGGGACUGUCGAAUUGGUCCCAUGGUUGUCAGUGGGGAGGAGGAGGGGGAGGAGGAGGAGGGGGAGAAGAUGGAGGAGGGGGAGAAGGAGGAGGAGGGGAGGAGGAGUAG
Messenger RNA from Macrobrachium nipponense, 594 nucleotides. RefSeq lists its product as uncharacterized. NCBI's taxonomy places the organism in Eukaryota, Metazoa, Arthropoda, Malacostraca, Decapoda, Palaemonidae. The record is from RefSeq and is a predicted model, not a curated record. Bases 1 to 594 code for a protein of 197 amino acids. The transcript is spliced from 3 exons.